This is a messenger RNA of Caenorhabditis sp. 36 PRJEB53466, 4181 nucleotides long. NCBI's taxonomy places the organism in Eukaryota, Metazoa, Nematoda, Chromadorea, Rhabditida, Rhabditidae. The record is from the annotation of a GenBank genome assembly.
AUGAGUCAGGUACGCUUCUGAACAGCACGAAAAUGUCUGGAAUUGUCUGAAAAUUUGGCAACUGAUAACGAAUCGUUUCUCAAAUUUUGACACUAAAAAAUAUAGAAAAAGUGAACUUUACCCAUUUUUCUCAAAUUUUCAAUUUAGAAUCCGUCAAUGGCAGAGCUGAUCGAAGCGGAGCGCAAGGCCAACAUUUUCUCGAAAUUCUACACGGCCUCCACGCGAAAUGAUCACAGAAAACGACCGGGACGAGUGGAUCCGCUGGACGAAAAGUUGUCGGAAGUGCAAAAAUGUCUGAGAAAGUACAAGCACGCCCACGCACUGUGUUUUGCCGCCAAAUGGCACUGUCGGAAGGCCGCCGAGUCGACACGCAAAAAGUUGCCACGUAAGCAGAGACAAGUGGCCGAAUUUCCGACGGAAAACGAAAAAUCGCGAGAGAUUUACGCGUAUUAUCGUGUCAUCGAUGAUAAAGUGGAGAGCAAUGGAAAAUACAUUGUGGUGGCGUGCCACGUAAAUGUGCACGGAUUUCAUCGCGGCGACCUCCGAUUCUUGGAGGUGAACGAUCAGACGGAAGUGGCCGGAUUCGAGGGCUACAGUUGCAUCGGACAGUUGUUCCUCGGCGAUAUCGUAGCCGUCACGGAGCUAGAGCUUGCCGUUAAAGGGACCAAACCGAAAGGGACCCCGAUUUCGGUGUUCGGUGUGAGCCACGAGACCCCGUGCACAUGGGCGGUCGCAAAAAUGGCCGUUCUUACGCGAACUCUCGACCACGGCCUCGUUUUUUCGGUGCUCGCCAACGGAACUGCCAUUGUGAAAGGAGGUGAUGAGGCGAUGAACGUGAACGCGAAAACUAUGAGAAAAGGACCGGAAAGUGAUAAAAUGUACAUUGGCGAAGGAUUUAUGCCCGAAAGAAUCGAGUCGCUCGUCGCUUUGAACUAUAAGAGCGAUUGGAAGUAUCGAAUUUCGGCGAUGGCCACGAAGAUUCCCGUGUAUCCGAAACAGUUGGGCACCAUUUACGCGUUCGAGUAUUCGAAGGAGCUCACCGAGCAAUUUGGCAUCGGAUGGAGAGCGUUUGAAGGUAAAUUUGUGGGUCUGGAUAUUUUGAGUGUAAAACCCAAAUCUCUUUGCAGAAUUUUCCACGAGCCCUCACAAUCCGGGAGAAGUGGUGCAAACGUGUGCAGUGAUGGGCUAUGCGGCCGCGCAGACCGUCUUCAACGGCCGCUUCGACUCGCGAACGUUCCAAAUGCGAAAUAUCUCAAAGAACGGAAUGAUCGUCCGCUUCACCAUCCUCAAUCCGUCGGCCCAUCCCACAAUCGGCCGCUGGAACACGAGCGGUCGCAUCAGAAUUUCGGGACGGCUUCCGGGCGGUGAAGUGCCUGCCGUCAUCGAGACGGUGAUCGCCGAGAAAGGACGCCUUCAGCUGGCCGCCCGAAUCUCGAGGGGCGCCCCGAAGGAUUUGCGUUUCUGCUCCCGAAUGGUGUACUUGGUCUCGCAGAGGGAACCCUCCGAGAUCACCAUGCUCUCGAAUAUCUUCGUCAAAUCGAUGGUCGGCGAAUCGAACGGAAAACGCAUCAUCAAGACCCUGUACGGAGGACCGCCCAUUCCGAUUAUUACUGUCGGCGCCAGAGGAAAAUUCAAGUUUGGAGAGAUGGAGCUCAAUGAAUCGCAGUGCGAAUACGUGCAAAUGGUGUUGGACCGCAAUCCGAUGGUCAUCGGAAGUUCGCCGUUCGGAUGCGGAAAAUCGAUGACGAUUGUGACCGCCGCACUCGAAAUUGUGAAGGUCUGACAUAUUUCCGCUGAAAACCUCUUUUUCCUGCUCAGAAAGCUCAAUAUCUCGACAAGUUUUGUGAACUGGGCUCACAAGCACCCAGAAGGCUCUAAUUAUCAACUUUUAUCAUUUUUGGAACAAACGCUUAUCGGAAGUGAAGAAAAAGACAUUUUUCGCUCGAAAUUUGUCGCUUUGAUUGAAAACACUGCAUUUCAUGCUAAUUUCGCUCAUUUAUUUUCCGCUUUCGAUAAAAAUAGAGAUAGAAUCAGCGAAAUGAGCAGAAACAGCGUUUUUUCAGAAAAAUCGACAAGUGGACCUUUUCCUCCGCCUUCGAUGACUUUUUCCUCGAAAGGGGAUGCAAUAUGAGAAUGCAAGCAUUCUGGGUGGUUGAACACUGAUUUUUAGUCCAAAACAUCGGUUUCGGUUCAAUACGUGUAUUUUUCCAGAAUUUCAACAAAAAUCGCACUGGAUACGAGAUACAACGACAACAACAGCUUCUGGUGUGUCAGAGCAACUACGCGUGCGUCAAUUUGGUGCACAUUAUGGCGAAGCUCAAAAACGCCGGACCGCCCGUCAAUUUCCUGCGCUUCGUGUCGGUCAACAACUGGAUGGAGCUGCCGGACGUAUGCCGUACCGAUCACGAUCUUCCGGCGCUCGUUGGCGAAAUUUUCACGAAAUGGGCCACCGGAGCGCUUGUUCAGCACAUGAAAAAGCGCGAAAGAUAUUUGAGUCACGCCGGAAAGGUGAAAAUCGUCGAAUAUUUGAUGGCGAUGGAAGAGAUGCAAACGGAAUUAUGGACGAAAGAAGCCAAGGAGAUUCAGAGACAGAUCAAGGAGGUUCCGAGGAAAGCGAAGGGGUAUAAGAACAGUAUUGGAAGUCUCCUCAUCUCGUUCUUCGUUCUUUUCACCCCGGACAUUGUCAUUUCCACGGUGGACUCGGUGCCGACGCUUUUGAAAUCGGGAAUCCUCAAAACAGUGAUCAACGUCCAGGUGGAUGAGGCCAGUCAAGUACCCGAGUACACUCUGCUCAGUCUCUUCAUCAAAUUCCCGAAAGCCUGCUUCAGUCUCAUCGGAGACACCCGACAACUGCCGCCCUAUUGCGAGGAGGCGUUGACCGGCAAGUUGAAGGAGUACGGUAUCGGAAAUACGAUGGAACGGGCACUCGAGACAGACAUGUUCCCGAAGACCACGCUGAAGUACGUCUAUCGAUGCCAUCCGGUGAUCACGAACUUGCUCAGUGAGCUAUUUUACGAAGGGGAGCUGAUUUCUGGAGUCUCGACUACGGAGCGAAGCGAAUUUAUCAUGAAACGAUCGGACUUCUGGCCGAAUCCUCGAUACCCAAUCACUGUAAUUGACAACCAGGAAAAAGGAUACAGGAUGGGAACGUCCGCGGGCAACAAGUCGGAAGUGCAGAUUGUGAAGCAACUCCUCCAAAUGCUCACGAAGAAGCACAAUGGUUACGAGCUGCACGCGCGGGACAUCGGCGUCAUCUCGUUCUACAGUGCGCAGACGUCGGUGCUGACGGAAGCGUUGCGUGGGAGCGGCGUCAAGUGCGGCACAGUGGACUCAUUCCAGGGCACCGAACGGGAAGUGGUCAUAUUGUGCUGCACAAACGAGAAGCUCUCCGAGUUCAUGCAGCUCGCCAAUCGGUUGAAUGUGGCCAUGUCCAGGGCGCGGCAGGCCACUAUCAUCAUCGGAAAUGUGCACGGUCUGCGGAAGGCCAAGUAUUGGAGUACGAUUUUGAAGCAGGUCGAGGAAAAUGGAUGUUUGGUUGACAUGGUGAGUAGCAGGCGGGGAUUUUUUGAAAAUAGUGCGCAAUAUUCUACACAAUGAGCGUUUCUCCUAUGAAAAACUAAUGGUCUCUACGUUUCCUUUUAAGAAAUUAUUGUCCCGGUAUUUUGCGCUGUGUGGUGUCCACAGACAAAGUUUUCGAACAGAAAUUGUCAAUUUUGCUAACAAAAUACCGUGACAAUACUCUUUAUUGAAAAAAACUUGUUUAUGCUAUUUUUACAGAAAAAUCACGAAUUCAAAAAACUAAACCCGGCGGCAAAAAAGUGCACAGCGAAAUCAACCGAAAAGGUACCCAAAUUAUUAUAGGGGCACCGGACAGAAAGGGCGCGCUGUUCGCAAUCUGUCCGAAUUUCUAGGCCGCGAAGUAAUUUUCCACUGAAAACGUGGCCUAACUUUUCAAACUCGGCCCCGAGGUCGCUCAAUUUGCACUGCAAAAAGAGUUUCUCAACAGAGCGCCAUUUCUGUGCGGUGCCCCUAUAAUACGAAUUUUCACUAAGAACAGCCAAUUUUUACAGGAAAUCACCGAGAUGACCGAAGCGAUGGCCGAAACGACUCUGAAUCCGGCGAAAAACGGCAAAAGGCGUUGUGCCAGACGCCGAAACAGUGCGGCGGCCAAACAAGAAUAA